Molecule: messenger RNA, 396 nt
Organism: Amoebophrya sp. A120
Lineage: Eukaryota; Dinophyceae; Syndiniales; Amoebophryaceae
Source: the annotation of a GenBank genome assembly
CCUCGCGCAAGCUUGCCGAGCGGAUAAACAAGAUGUCCCAAUCAGAACGGCGGCGCAAGCGGGACAAGGUGCAGAAGGAACUCUCGGCGAAGGAGGGCCUCCUGUCUGCCUUGGCAACACCGGGGGACGCCGGCGACAAAAGCGAGCAUUAUGGGACUCUCAAGCGUUACGGCUACACACUCAGCAGCUGCGUGGGUUUCUCAUGAAAGACUAUUUUCGUGAUCCGUCGGGCUAAACUACUUUAUCACGCAAAGAUACUUUUUGGCUUCGGUCGGGCUACUUAGCAUCGCGAGUUCAUCGAUGUAGGGGCUGAGUGUGUAGCCAACAGCUGAGAACCCCAUACACGCGCUGCCUCGGUUUCGGGUGCGGGGGACGGUGGUGCCAGUAAUGUGGCAG